Messenger RNA from Gekko japonicus, 993 nucleotides. It is a transcript of the gene MC4R, whose product is annotated as melanocortin 4 receptor. Bases 1 to 993 code for a protein of 330 amino acids. The transcript has a single exon. The record is from RefSeq and is a predicted model, not a curated record. Gene Ontology annotation, biological process: G protein-coupled receptor signaling pathway. Gene Ontology annotation, molecular function: melanocyte-stimulating hormone receptor activity. Gene Ontology annotation, cellular component: membrane. Lineage: Eukaryota; Metazoa; Chordata; Lepidosauria; Squamata; Gekkonidae.
AUGAACUUCACAUAUCCCUAUGGAGUUCAUCAGCCUCCAACCUCCUGGAAUCACAGCUAUGGACUACACGGCGGAGGCACGAACAGGUCGACGGGGAAGGGCUACACGUCAGAAGGGUGCUACGAGCAACUUUUUGUCUCUCCAGAAGUGUUCGUCACCUUAGGCUUUGUCAGCUUGUUAGAGAACCUGCUGGUGAUCGCGGCCAUCGCCAAGAACAAGAACCUGCAUUCGCCGAUGUAUUUUUUCAUCUGCAGCUUGGCCGUGGCCGACAUGCUAGUGAGUGUCUCGAACGGCUCGGAAACUUUUUUUUUGCUGAACAACCUGGAUGCCGACGCGCAAGGCUUCACCGUCAGCAUCGACAACAUCAUCGACUCGGUGAUCUGCAGCUCCUUGCUGGCAUCCAUUUGUAGCCUGCUCUCGAUCGCCGUGGAUAGAUAUUUCACUAUAUUUUAUGCUCUCCAGUACCACAACAUCAUGACGGUGAGGCGUGUCGGGAUCAUCAUCGCCUGCAUCUGGGCCGCCUGCACCAUCUCCGGCGUCCUGUUCAUUAUUUACUCGGACAGCAGCAUCGUCAUCAUCUGUCUCAUCAGCAUGUUCUUCACCAUGCUAGUCCUCAUGGCUUCUCUCUACGUCCACAUGUUCAUGCUGGCCCGGUUGCACAUUAAAAAGAUUGCCGUUCUCCCAGGGACAGGCCCGAUUCGCCAAGGGGCCAACAUGAAGGGGGCCGUCACCCUGACCAUCUUGAUCGGGGUUUUCGUGGUGUGCUGGGCCCCGCUCUUUCUCCACCUGCUCUUCUACAUCUCGUGUCCCCACAACCCAUACUGCAUCUGCUUCAUGUCCCAUUUCAACCUCUACCUCAUCCUGAUCAUGUGCAAUUCGAUCAUCGAUCCGCUCAUCUAUGCGUUCCGGAGCCAAGAGCUGAGGAAGACCUUCAGAGAGAUAAUGUGCUGCUGUACUCUGAGAGGAAUAUGUGAUUUCUCGGGCAAAUACUGA